Molecule: messenger RNA, 1809 nt
Organism: Cryptotermes secundus
Lineage: Eukaryota; Metazoa; Arthropoda; Insecta; Blattodea; Kalotermitidae
Gene: Ldsdh1
Product: 17-beta-hydroxysteroid dehydrogenase 13
Exons: 7
Coding region: 256-1170 (304 amino acids)
Cellular component (GO): lipid droplet
Molecular function (GO): oxidoreductase activity, acting on the CH-OH group of donors, NAD or NADP as acceptor
Source: RefSeq, a predicted model, not a curated record
UCACCCUCCUUGCCAACUGACCUCGCAGAGUACGGGCGGGCGUCAUCUGUUACAACGUGCGACUGCGCAACAGCUGCUCAUUCACCAAACCCUACAACUGCUUCAGUUCCCAAGAUAGCGCCUCAGUACACAUCUUUUGGUGGCAAAGGUAGUGUGUGCCGACUUGUUCCACGGCUGUUUACUGUAGCAGCAUCAGCAAGCAUUGGUGUGUGUUCCAGGAACAGCACCGGCAUUGCUGCUGGCGGGGGAGGCAGCAUGUUCCUCAAGGUGUACUCCAUCACCAUCCUUCUGCUCGAUGUCCUGAGUCUUGUGGUGAAGGUAAUCUUCGCUGUCCUCGAGUCAGUCUACCAGACCAUCGCAGGUGUCGCCGAAAAGUCAGUAGCUAAUGAGAUUGUUCUGAUAACUGGGACUGGACAUGGGAUUGGGAAGGAGCUGGCACAUCAGUAUGCUUCUCUCGGUGCAAUUGUAGUCUGCUGGGACAUAAACCAGGAAGAGAAUGACAAGACAGUUCAUGAACUCAGGAAGAUUGGAGCUAAAGCAUAUGGUUACAAAUGUGAUGUAUCGGACAGAGAUGCUGUUUUGACAUUGGCUAGAAAAGUGAAAGAAGAAGUUGGUGAAGUGAGCAUUUUGGUAAACAAUGCUGGCAUCAUGCCCUGUCACCCCCUGUUGCAGCACAACCCCCAGGAGAUACGCAAGAUAUACGAAAUUAAUGUUUUUGCACACUUCUGGAUGCUGGAGGCAUUUCUUCCCAGCAUGAUCCAAAACAAUCACGGCCAUAUUGUGGCUCUCUCCUCCAUGGCUGGAGUGAUGGGGAUUCCCAAUCUAGUCCCCUACUGUGGAUCAAAGUAUGCUGUGCGGGGCCUCAUGGAGUCGCUGAGCGAGGAACUGCGUGAAGAUGCUAGACAAAUAGAUAUCAAAUUUACUACCAUCUUUCCCUUCAUUGUUGAUACUGGAUUGUGCAAGAAGCCGCGUACAAGGUUCCCAUUCCUGCUAAGCUUUGUACCAGCUCAGACGGCGGCCAGUGCAAUUAUCACUGCCCAGAGGCGGAAUUAUUCCGAAGUGUCCAUCCCAAGAGGACUUCUCUAUCUGAACAAUAUUUUGAAACUUUUCCCUCUGAGAGCAUCACAACACAUGAAGGACUUUUUUGACAGUGGUGUGGAUUCUGACUGAACAUAUUCUGACCUAUAAAAAUACAUGGAAUCAGGAGUACACCAGCACAACUAGCUUGGCACAAGCUCUGCACUAACUGCAAUAAGUUCAACGAAAGACAGUGCUUUUUGUCCUGUCACCAUUCAUAAGAAGAAUGUGAAAUUGAAAAGUAGCUACUUUUUCGUGUCCUCAGAAUUACUGGAUUUUUUUUGUGUAUAUUGUCAUAAUAAGCAAAUGGCUCUUUCUAUACUGAAUGCGAUCUUAAGAUGACCUUUUGUUUUCUUCUAUGAUACAUAAUGCUGAAGAUGUGAAGAGUCACCAAAGUGACAGGGUCUCUGGAAACUUGGAAGUAUGUCACAUGGAUGCAAUCUGUGAAGGGUGUAAAUGCUGUGGAAUAGUCAGAGCCUAGUUUAUGGUCAGAAGAUGGAAUGACAACAGAAGACACUUUGGAAUGGGUUACUGCUUCUAAUUAAUUACAGUCUACCACAAAAUAUACGCAGAACUGUAAGAGUAAAGUUUCCUUUUAGAUAUCUGGAGUCUAUUAUGCAAAUACUUUUCUGCUAUUUCUGUUUGGAGCUAGAAACCAGAGAGACCACUGAAGAUAUCUAGAGGCAGUCAGCAAUGCAUUACACUGGGGAUUAGGAUCAUGCUACUGCAAAG